Molecule: messenger RNA, 1859 nt
Organism: Hevea brasiliensis (rubber tree)
Lineage: Eukaryota; Viridiplantae; Streptophyta; Magnoliopsida; Malpighiales; Euphorbiaceae
Product: amidase 1-like
Exons: 10
Coding region: 66-1355 (429 amino acids)
Source: RefSeq, a predicted model, not a curated record
UUUUUCGGUUUGAGAACGUAGGGACUUUGGGUUAGAGACCACAAUCACACUGAGCAGUAACAAACAUGGAAAGAAGCUCGGAUUAUGGAGCUUUCAUGGAGAAAUUCGUGCUCAAACCGAGUUCUUCAUCUCAUGAACUUCCCUUAAAUGGUCUUACCUUUGCGGUUAAAGAUAUUUUCGAUGUGAAUGGAUUUGUGACUGGGUUUGGCAAUCCGGACUGGGCAAGGACCCAUUCAGCUGCUACAUCUACUUCUCCGGCUGUUUUGGCUAUCUUGAGAGGAGGAGCCACAUGUAUUGGUAAAACUGUCAUGGAUGAAAUGGCAUAUAGUCUAGAUGGGGAAAAUAAACAUUAUGGCACACCUACAAAUCCUUGUGCUCCAGAUCGUGUACCUGGAGGAUCUUCCAGUGGGUCUGCUGUUGCAGUAGGUGCAAAGCUUGUAGACUUCUCCUUAGGAACUGACACUGGAGGAAGUGUAAGAGUUCCAGCAUCAUAUUGCAGCAUUUUGGGGUUUCGACCUUCACAUGAUGCUGUUUCUACUGCUGGAGUUAUUCCCAUGGCACAGAGUUUUGAUACUGUGGGAUGGUUUGCUAGGGAUCCAGUGAUUUUGAAUCGAGUUGGUCGCAUUCUACUUCAAUUGCCUGAUGUGGAUCUGGUUAGACCAAGGCAGAUAUUUAUUGCAGAAGACUGUUUUCAGCUUUCAAGCACUCCGAAUAAUCGAGUUAGUCAAGUUCUUGUUAAAUCAGUGGAGAAGUUAUUUGGGGGUGAUGUCGUGAAGCAUUUAAUCCUUGGGGACUAUGUUGAGAACAAAGUUCCAAGUUUGAGUCAUUUUAUUAGUAAAGAAAUCAAAAAGCAAGACUAUGGUAUAGCAUCCUUGGCAGCCCUCUCAAGUGCCAUGCGUUUGCUUCAAAGGUAUGAAUUCAAGAAUAACCAUGGUGAAUGGGUUACUACUGUCAAACCUGAUUUGGGUACAGGAAUAUCAGAACGAGUGUGGGGAGCUAUUCAAACAACAGGAGAAAGCAUUGAUAUUUGUUACUCUGUGAAGGCAGAAAUAAUUGCCACCCUUACAAGUCUUCUUGAGGAUUUUGGUAUCCUGGCUAUCCCUACAGUACCAGGACGUCCACCAAAACUAAACACAGAUCCAACUACACUGGAAAUUUUUCGUGCCGAGGCUUCUAGCUUGCUCUCCAUUGCUGGAUUAUCAGGAUUCUGCCAGGUGAGCAUACCGCUAGGCAUGUACGAUGAUGUACCUGUGGCUAUUUCAUUAUUGGCGAAACAUGGUUCAGAUGGCUUCCUGCUCAAUGUUGUUGAAACUCUUUAUGACACUCUCCAAGAACAGAUUGCAAUUUCAGAAUGAUAGCUUGCUGAAUCCACAGGUCCUCCUCAUCUUGCCUCAAAAAAAUGAGAAUGAUGAUUCAUUGAAACUUCAGCUCAAGGAUACGGCACUAGAAUUUUCAUGGCCAAUUGGUAGAAUCAGAGAAGCAUUAUCUAACUUAGGUGCUCCUUCCUCUUCAACACCCACGUCUUGCUCGAUGGAAUCACUUAAGUCAAUUUCAGCUUUGGUUGAAGAACAAAAUAUCCCAGAGGCAAAAAUUGCACUCGCUUCUGGAGUGUCAGCCUUUUUAUGGUUAUAUACUUCUAUUCAAGGGUAUGCAUGUUGUAUUGCAUUAUAUACUUCUUAACAAUUUAUAUGUCUAUUAUUGACCCAAUUCCUUGUUUGGUAUUUGUAUGAGAGCUCUCUUGUUGUGCUUUUCGUUGGUUAAAAAUUGUAUGAGCGGUAGUGAUUAGGCGCUUAAGAUUUGUUAAGAAUUAUGGGUAACAGAGAGCAAUUUGAAACCUUUAUGAUAGUAAUUGUGCAUUA